AUGCUGGAGUGGGCUCCAUCGGUUGAACAUCACUCAAAGAUGAUUGAUGCUGUCGGGUCCAUCCCGAUUGCUUGGGGAUUGGCGAUCCCGACACUAUCUAUGUUUUGCUACCUUCUUGCACUGGUUGUGUAUCGACUUUAUUUCCACCCUCUUGCAAAAUAUCCUGGACCUUUUCUUGCGAGGAUCACCAAUUGGUAUGCCGUCUACCAUGCCUACAAAGGAGACAAGCACCUAGAUACAUAUUUCGCGCAUAUAAAUUACGGCACCUUUGUUCGGGUCGCACCGAAUGUGGUCACAAUCAAUGAUCCUGCCGCUAUUAAAGAAAUCUACGGAGUCAACCAGAAUGUCAGAAAGUCCGUCUUUUACCAACCCGCAAUCGAACAUUCGGGUAUCGAAAGCACAUUCAAUGCUCGUGAUCGACAGCUCCACGCCAGAAAACGGCGUAUCUUAGCCCCGGCUUUCACCGAAUCUGCCUUGUCAUCUAUGGAAGAGUAUAUGCAAAGACAUAUCCGUGAAAUGUUUCACGCAGCUUCGGGCGAGGAAACAUUCCGGAGCGAGGCGCAAUGUUGGACGGCAGAUAUGGGCAAAUGGGGCAACUAUCUGACGUUUGAUGUUAUGGGAGAUUUGGUCUUUGGUAAAGACUUUGGGAUGAUUGCUGGACAUGAGAGCAGGGGGCUUCCCGACGUUAUCGACGGCGCUGCCCAUCGGGAACUCAUCGCCGGCUCAAGUCCAUUUCUGAACAAAUGGGGACUGGACAAGAUUCUUUUCCCCGAAAUCGUCAAUCGAGGCUCGCAGCUGAUCAAGUACGCAAAGCAACAGGCCCAACUUCGGCUCCGGGCAGAUCCGAAUCGGAAGGACUUUUUCUGGUAUUUGACCAACACCAAAGAAAAGGACGGCCGUCCUUCGUAUACGGACCCUCGAGAGAUAUUCUCCGAGGCAAGAACGUUGAUUAUUGGAGGCUCUGAUACUACUGCUACUCAACUUGCCGCGAAUUUCUUCUACAUCACUCAAAAUCCCAAGACGCUGUCAACGCUGACUGCUGAAAUUCGAUCGGCCUUCACCACCGUCGACGCCAUCCGCCUCGGGCCCACCUUGGACUCCUGUCGCUACUUACAUGCUGUCAUCAACGAGACUCUGCGCAUCAGCCCUAGUCUUCCCGGAAUUUUACCUCGAGAAGUCCUAUCGGGUGGUCUCAGCGUGUGUGGCCACUCGUUUCCUGCAGGCGUGGAGGUUGCUGUCCCCAUUUACGCCACGCAUCACAACCCCACUGUCUACCCUUGUCCUCACAGACACAUCCCCGAGCGCUGGUUAGCAGAAGAAACGAGCGAAGAAGCAGUUAAACGGUGCCAUGAUGCUCUUACGCCCUUUUCCUACGGGAGCAGGAUGUGUAUUGGACGUCGGCUGGCAAUGAUGGAGUUAUGGCUCACUAUCGCUCGUGCUGUGUGGAUGUUUGAUCUGGAGUAUUUGGGCGGAGGGAAGGAGGAUCGCUUGCUUGGUGUCAGUUCAGAAGCGCUCGAAUAUAAGCUUCUGGAUCACUUGGCCGCUGGGAGGAGUGGGCCUGUUAUUCGUUUUAUCAAGAGAGCUGAAGGCUUACAAGUUUGA
This is a messenger RNA of Rhinocladiella mackenziei CBS 650.93, 1602 nucleotides long. RefSeq lists its product as uncharacterized. The coding region runs from base 1 to 1602 and encodes 533 amino acids. Gene Ontology annotation, molecular function: iron ion binding; monooxygenase activity; oxidoreductase activity, acting on paired donors, with incorporation or reduction of molecular oxygen. The record is from RefSeq and is a predicted model, not a curated record. The transcript is spliced from 6 exons. Lineage: Eukaryota; Fungi; Ascomycota; Eurotiomycetes; Chaetothyriales; Herpotrichiellaceae.